Messenger RNA from Dioszegia hungarica, 654 nucleotides. RefSeq lists its product as uncharacterized. The transcript is spliced from 2 exons. Lineage: Eukaryota; Fungi; Basidiomycota; Tremellomycetes; Tremellales; Bulleribasidiaceae. Bases 1 to 654 code for a protein of 217 amino acids. The record is from RefSeq and is a predicted model, not a curated record.
AUGUCUCCUAUCGCAUACGCUACUGUCCCCCGUAUCGAGACCGACGACCGCUGGGCCAAGUGGUACACGCCUCCUGGCCGGCGCUCCAUAUCCACUCGUCCCGAUCCCUACGGUACCACUCGGGUCUGUCUCAUCUUCGUGACUCCGGUCGACUACAUGCAGCACAGCCAACAGGAACGGAUCGAAAUCCUGCGCACCCAAUUCAACGGGGCGGGCUGGGAGGCCGAGCGUAUCCUCUCGCAGCUCGACCAGCUCGAUGACCUCUACUGCGAAGAUCUAGUACAGGUCAAGGCGCCUCGCUACUCUUCCGGUCGAGUCGUCAUGAUCGGUGACGCGGCCGCCUCAGCUACUCCCAUCUCGGGCAUGGGCACAACUCUCGAUCAUCAAGUCGCUUUCGAGCGGUACGAACGGAUCAUGCGACCCAUUGCGGAAAAGGCUCAGCAUCUCCCAGGCUUCAUCCCUGUCGCGGCGCACCCCAGGACGCGUUGGGGCGUGGCGAUUCUGCGGGGCUUGGCGGCGAUAGUGGGGACACUUUGGAACCUGCCGUACCCGCAGCUGGUGGUGGACUUGUUUCACAAGCAGGACUUUGGAACGGACAACAUCAAGGUGCCGGAGUACAGGGAGUUGCACGGGGUUUGGGCGUCUCAGGUCUAG